Oikopleura dioica is the source of this 963-nucleotide messenger RNA. Lineage: Eukaryota; Metazoa; Chordata; Appendicularia; Copelata; Oikopleuridae. The record is from the annotation of a GenBank genome assembly.
AUGAUUGUUACCCUAAUUCAAUGGCAGCAAAAGAAACUAAGACGGAAGGAGAAGCAUAGACGAUUUAACUUGAGCGAUGAAAGCGAAUCCUCAUCAGGUCAAUUCAUAAUCAACGAUAUCAACCGAGCCGACCGAAAUAAAAAGUGGUGCCCAGAACCUAACAUAGACAUUUUUCCUUCAUACUCCGCGAUUCCAAAAACAACCAGAGACGGACCUUUCUCAUUCAUCGAAAACUUAGAACUUAUUAACAAGUACUACGAUACGGAUAAGAAGUGCGCCGUUCUUGGUUUCCCAUAUCGUGGGAUCUCAUUCCACAUGGCAUUACAGGGUCCCAAGCAUUCUCAAGGACUCACUGAAGAGGAAAAGGCCACAAUGAAGCGAAUUAUUACGAUGACGCCGAGGCCGAAGCACGUCACUGAGAGCGUGAGGGAAUUCCACGUACAAAGGAUGAAACGAAAAUACGUGGCGAUUCACUGGAGAUAUAAUGACGACGACUGGGCGAACCAUUGCAAGGGAAAUCAUGGAAAUCCAAGAGCCUGUCAACAAAUAUUAGAAGUGAUGCACGACGCUGGCCGUCUAGGAAAAGCCUUCGUAAACUUCCUUGGAAAGGUUAAAAGCAAACUUGGCAUUGAAGUCAUGUACAUAGCCGCGCCACCCGAUGAGAUGGAAAUGCUUGAGCGUGUCAAAAUUGAAAUCCUGAAGGACAUGCCGACAGUCGAGAUUUUCUUAUCGCAACAACUGUUACCAUUCUUAGAUGAGCGCUUCCAAUCUCAAGGGUGCACCAACUAUCAAGAAAAUAGAUUUGAGAUUCUUUCGCUGGCGGAAAUGGAGCUUUGUGCAAAAUCUGAAAUAUUCUUGCGAUCAUCGGGCUCAUCCUGGAGCAUGAAUAUCAACUUAGAGCGAGUUAUCGCCGAAAAAGACGCAUACGACCUUCAAAAUUUAGACCUGUUAAAAGAUUACUAA